Rotaria sp. Silwood1 is the source of this 618-nucleotide messenger RNA. The record is from the annotation of a GenBank genome assembly. Lineage: Eukaryota; Metazoa; Rotifera; Eurotatoria; Philodinida; Philodinidae.
AUGGUUGCCGCUGAUGUUCGUCGCCCAGGUAAUGAUACACCUCAUCCUGAUCACAAUGCUUGUUCCACUGACCAGAAAGCUACUCGUGGUAGUCAAAAAGCUACACGUAGCUGUCAGAAAGCUGCUCGUGGUGAUCAGAUAGCUGCUCGUAGCGAUCAAAAAGCUGCUCGUAGCGAUGGAAAAGCUGCUCAUAGCGAUCAAAAAGCUGCUCGUAGCGAUGGAAAAGCUGCUCAUAGCGAUGGAAAAGCUGCUCGUAACGAUCAAAAAGCUGCGCGUGGUAGUCAGAAAGCUGCUCGCGAUGAUCAGAAAGCUGCUCCUGGUGAUCAGAAAGCUCCUCGUAGCGGUCAGAAAGCUGCUCGUAGCGAUCAAAAAGCUGCUCGUAACGAUCAAAAAGCUGCUCGUGAUAAUCAGAAAGCUGCUCCUGGUGAUCAGAAAGCUGCUCCUGGUGGUCAGAAAGCUGCUCCUAGCGGUCAGAAAGCUGCUCGUAGCGGUCAGAAAGCUGAUUUUGUUAGUCAGAAACCUCCCCGUCACGGCCAAAAGGUUCCUCAGCAGGCCCAUGCAGCUACUACUGGUCUGCCGGCAUCUAUCCAUUCGACAUGUGAUCUCCCACAACGCUAG